Molecule: messenger RNA, 2645 nt
Organism: Tetranychus urticae (two-spotted spider mite)
Lineage: Eukaryota; Metazoa; Arthropoda; Arachnida; Trombidiformes; Tetranychidae
Biological process (GO): rRNA processing
Cellular component (GO): nucleus
Source: RefSeq, a predicted model, not a curated record
GUUAACAGCUGGUUUCUAUGGAAACCCAUGCUGGAGUAACAAGCCUCGUUGAAAAAUAAAUAAAACACAUGUUUUCUUCUGAUUUACUCACUUCUAAUUAAAUUUUUACAAAUUUGUUAAUCGUUUGUCAUAUAAUGGCUGAUUUUUUGAAUCAAGUUUUCAAUCAUACUACGCCUAUUGAGAAAGCUAUCCAGCUGAUCCAGUUAAAUAGAAAUUUUAAAGCAAUUUAUGGUCAGGAUGCAAAAUAUCAUGAUGUUUUCCAAUCUCAAAUCAAUUCUCUUCUCUCUAUUCCACCAAAAAGGGUUCAUGGUUUUCUUCUUAUCCAAGAAUAUUUGAUGGAAAUGCCGAAAGAUUUACCUGGAGAUAAUUUGAAAAAUUGGGCUACAUUCUGUGUGUCAUAUAUUGAAGGAUCUACCUGGAAAGGAAAAGAUAUUGCUUUACAAGUAUUGGAUAAGUUGUUACAAAAUGGUCAUAGUGAUGAUAAUACUCGGCGAAAACUCAGUCUUCAUGUUGUUAGUUCUACUGUGGAAUAUGUUUGUCGGAAUAACUUAAUUUUGGUCAAGUGCUCACCUUCAAUUGUUUUCAGAUUUCUUCUCACUUGUGUGACUAAAUACUCUGGAUCAUGUGGAUCUAAGAAAAAUUUGAUCACCAAUUUCAUAGUUAAAAAUAUUUAUGACUGUUCUGAUGGAUAUGAGACCCUCGUUGCACUAUUGGCCAAUAUCCAUUAUUGUCCAACACCCGGUCAAUCAAAUUUGACUACGAAAAAUAGUUGGUUUGAUCACUUUUGUGCUAUCCUUGUUAAUUUAAAUUUAAUUUUGAAUAAAUUGGCAACCUGGGGAGUAGGGUUCGAAAAUCUCUCACUGACCAACAAAAAAUUACCACAGUUUUUGGGAACCAACGAAAAAGAAGGUUUCGAUGGUAGGAUGAAAUUAGAACAAAGUUACAAAGCCUUGUCUGAUACAAUUUGCAAAAUGUUACAAGACACUGCAUCUAUUGGUUUAACCAUUCCUGUAUCAAGCAUUUUCCAAAUAAUUUAUCGAGCUUCAUCGGUGAAACUGGGACCUCUCUACUCGAUGGACCCGUGUCUUUCUCUGACCAUACUAGUUAUUCAAUUGCACACGCUGAAAAUAUUGGAACAAUUAAUUUCUACCUGUAAAACAGCGUUGUUGCCAUACUCAAAAUUCUUUUACCAAAGUAUAACUAGUAUUUUGGAUAGUGCAUUAGUAAAUACCGAUUCUUCAUCAUCAGCAGCUAAUCAAUCACUUUCACUCACUAAAAUGUGUAUAUUUGACUUGAAAAUUCAUUGUUACAAAGUGAUUACCAAAUGGUUCACAGUCAAUCGUCCUAAUAUGUUCAUCGAUAAAGAUUCUGCAGUUUCCCUUUUCAAGCAUUCUAUGAUAGAUAUGAAAUUAAGUGAAAAAAGCAUUGAGCUAAGAAAUGUCAAGAAGGAUAAAAAUUCCAAGACUGUAGAUAAUGUCAUCUCUAUACCAUUCAUUAAGGAAAAAUUAAACUCCCUGCAUUUAUAUUGCUUGAAAGCUAUGAAAUCAUUUGUGACGAAUUGUUUCAUCAAUCUUCCCUCCGAACAACUCACUUUCUUUGCAACAUUUAUAGCUGAAGAAAUUCUUGCCUUGUAUCGAUCCUCAUUAUCAUCAACGAUGCUUUACGAGAAACCUCAGACUCGUAAGGAGUUGCUUUCCUUGGCUGUGGUGCUAUCUCUGGAAAAUGAAACGAUUCCAUUAAGUAUUGGCUUAAAUUUGCUACAAAAUGCGCUCAAUGUUGACCCAUCUAGUCUGAUACAGAAAUUUUGUUUCGAAUCUUUGAGAGCUUUCAAUGGAAUUAUCAAUCCUAUUAGAAUCUUGAGAGUAAGUGAAUCUACCCAGAAAGAUUUGCUCAGCGGCGUCUGGUCAAGCUUUAGUACUGAUAAUAAUGCUGCAGUUUCUACUGGAGAAAACUCUCAAGAUAACGAAAAUGAACGGAAUCUUAUAGAAGAUGAAAACAGAAUCGACGAAAAUAUUGAUAACAUGAAUAGAAACGAAAUCCCCGAGUCUUCCAAUUCAAAGGAAAAUUUAAAUGAAAAGGAGCAAAAUGUUAACUAUACUACCAAUUCAAACAGCGAACCAGAACCUAAUGUAAUCAUGAUCCAAGAAGUUGAUGACGAUUCUUCUGAAAAGGAAAAAAACCAUUCAACAGAAACUGAUGAUUGUAUCGUUUAUGAUCCCGAUGAAUCUGGUGAUGAAGGUUCAAAAAUGAGCAAAAAUGAUAAAGAUGAUGAUUUGGAAAUUGUGGAUAUAAAACCAAAUAUUUCCAUCAAAAGAGAUGAUUUUGAAAUUGAUGACAAUAUCUCAUCAAAUAAGAAACCUAAAAUAAUUCAAGAAGAUUCACAAUCACAAUCCUCAAGCCGUUCAUUAACCAUAAUCGAACCCAGUUCCAAUAAUGAUGAAACCAAUGGUAAUAUUAGUGAUGAUAUAAUCAAAGACUUUAUCGCUGACUGAAGCUGCAACUGUUAACUUAUUAUCGAUAUCUGGCUGAAAAAUAAAUAAAUAUUUAGGUUUUAUUAUAUUAAAAUUUGUUUUUUCAAAAAAUAUUCAAACUCUCCAACAUCUACAAUUGAUAAUUAAUAAAGAUUGCUUUUGUUGACAAUAGCU